UUUACAAAUACUUUCUAGAAUCUGAAGGACUUUGAACCAAGAGGAACGGCCCAAACCUGACCCGAAGAUCCGAACGCACAGCAAACAUCAGUGAUUAGAGACAUCGUCCCAUGUCCUUAUCCUCUUACACUGCAAACUCGUCGCCUGUUUCUGUUGCGGUGAUGCUUUCUGCGUCAUCUCCUCCGAUUACAUCUCUUCUUCUCUACCCAAAAGCUUGUAAAUUUGGUCAAUCAAAAUCCAACUCCAAAAGAAUAUUCUCUCUUCGUGCUUCAUCCUCGUUGCCUGUUUAUGAUACCAAGCUAACAGUUGAGUACACACCCUGGCUUAUCGUGGGACUUGGUAACCCUGGAACAAAGUACUACGGAACUAGACACAAUAUUGGUUUUGAGAUGAUUGAUCAUAUUGCUCGAACGACAGACAUUUCCAUGAACACAGUUCAGUCCAAAGGUUUGGUCGGAAUAGGUGCGGUCGGAGAAGUGCCGAUUCUGUUGGUUAAACCUCAAACUUACAUGAAUUUUAGUGGUGAAUCGGUUGGGCCAUUAGCUGCUUACUAUCAAGUACCCUUACGCCAUAUUCUGAUGAUAUAUGAUGACAUGGGUUUGCCUAAUGGUGUCUUGAGGCUUCAACCAAAAGGAGGACAUAGCCAUCACAAUGGGUUGAAGAAUGUGAUAGAACAUCUAAAUGGAUGCCGUAGCUUCCCCCGCUUAUCAAUUGGAAUUGGGAAUCCACCGGGGAGCAUGGACAUGAAAGCGUUUCUUCUCCAGAAAUUCAGCCGCUCGGAGCGUAAACAGAUUGAUGCGGGGAUGGAACAAGGUGUUGAUGCCGUGAAGACGCUUGUUGAAUAUGGAUUCAACGACACAAUAUCUCGAUUCAAUUUGGGGCAGAAAUACAAGUUCCACACAAUUUGAUUAUCUUCACUUUUGCUUCUUCAUCUUAGAUCAUACCUGUCACAGUAGCAUGUAACAACAUAGUCCAACGUUGUAUUGUUAGUAUCAUUAGUCUUUUAUCUUAGAGGUAGGUUAUAUUGUAAA
Molecule: messenger RNA, 1031 nt
Organism: Brassica rapa (field mustard)
Lineage: Eukaryota; Viridiplantae; Streptophyta; Magnoliopsida; Brassicales; Brassicaceae
Product: chloroplastic group IIB intron splicing facilitator CRS2-A, chloroplastic
Molecular function (GO): peptidyl-tRNA hydrolase activity
Source: RefSeq, a predicted model, not a curated record